Messenger RNA from Xenopus tropicalis (tropical clawed frog), 4181 nucleotides. It is a transcript of the gene gak, whose product is annotated as cyclin G associated kinase. Gene Ontology annotation, molecular function: ATP binding; protein kinase activity; kinase activity. Gene Ontology annotation, cellular component: Golgi apparatus; focal adhesion; clathrin-coated vesicle. Lineage: Eukaryota; Metazoa; Chordata; Amphibia; Anura; Pipidae. The record is from RefSeq and is marked provisional.
GCGCGACGGAGAACGUAGGAGAGAGAGCCGGGUCCUGUCAGCAGCUGUGACAUCCAGCCUUUAAAUACACCGGAGGGGUACUGGCCCUUUUCUCUCCCCGGGAUAUGUCGCUGCUUCAGUCAGCUUUGGAUUUUCUAGCUGGUCCGGGGUCCCUCGGAGGUGCAGGCCGGGACCAACAUGACUUCGUGGGACAGACGGUGGAGAUGGGAGAUAUGAAGAUGCGGGUCAAGCGAGUUAUUGCUGAGGGUGGUUUUGCAUUUGUGUACGAAGCCCAAGAUGUAGGAAGUGGAAAAGACUAUGCAUUAAAGAGAUUGCUGUCCAAUGAAGAAGAGAAGAACAAGUCCAUUAUUCAAGAAAUCUGUUUCAUGAAAAAAUUAUCUGGCCAUCCCAACAUAGUUCAGUUCUGUUCAGCGGCAUCCAUUGGAAAAGAAGAAUCCGACACUGGCCAAGGAGAAUUUCUCCUCCUUACAGAACUGUGUAGAGGACAACUUGUGGAAUUCUUAAAUAAGGCUGAAUGUAAAGGUCCACUGUCCUGUGAUACAGUUCUGAAGAUUUUUUACCAAACAUGUCGGGCAGUUCAGCAUAUGCAUAAACAAAAACCACCAAUAAUCCAUAGGGACCUCAAGGUAGAAAACUUACUUGUUAGUAAUCAAGGCACUGUUAAAUUAUGCGAUUUUGGCAGUUCAACUACUAUUGCUCAUUAUCCUGAUUACAAUUGGACAGCCCAACAGAGAGCAACAGUUGAAGAUGAAGUUACAAGAAAUACAACGCCAAUGUAUAGAACUCCAGAAAUAAUAGACUUAUAUUCCAACUUUCCCAUUGGAGAGAAACAAGAUAUAUGGGCACUUGGGUGUAUCUUGUACUUACUGUGCUUUAAACAGCAUCCCUUUGAAGAUGGAGCAAAACUUCGCAUAGUGAAUGGAAAAUAUUCAGUUCCUCAAAAUGACACCAAAUACACUGUCUUUCAUGGCCUUAUCAAUUCCAUGAUAAAGGUCAAUCCAGAGGAAAGGCUGUCUAUUACAGAAGUUGUCAGCCAGCUUCAAGAAAUUGCGGCAGCUAGGAAUGUUAACCCUAAAUCUCCUAUUACUGAGCUCUUGGAGCAAAAUGGUGGUUAUGGGAAUACUGUGAUACAAAGGUCAUCUUCUGGUGCUCCACAGAACUCCAAGCCUCUAGCACAUCCUGGCCUUACACUUACUGAUGAUGAUCAGACAUCUGGGGGAUUCUUUGACAUCCUGAAAGGAGGAACUGAACGAAUCUUAAGUAACAUUAAAGAUACAUCGUCAAAAGUUAUCCAAUCUGUGACCAAUUAUGCAAAAGGAGAUUUGGAUUUAUCAUACAUAACAUCAAGGAUUGCUGUUAUGUCAUUUCCAGCAGAAGGUGUGGAAUCUGCCAUUAAAAAUAAUAUUGAGGAUGUUCGCCUGUUUCUGGACUCAAAACAUCCAGGACAUUAUGCUGUCUAUAACCUGUGUUUAAGAAAAUAUAGGCCUUCAAAGUUUCAUAACAGGGUUUCAGAAUGUGGCUGGGCUGGAAGACGUGCUCCAAAUCUUAUGAACCUUUACAGCAUUUGCAAAAAUAUGCAUUUGUGGUUGAAACAAGAUCCGAAGAACGUCUGCAUUGUUCACUGCACAGAUGGAAGAGCCGCAUCAGCAGUUGUGUUGUGUUCCUUUCUUUGUUUCUGCCGUCUGUUUACCACUGCUGAAGCUGCAGUUUAUAUGUUCAGCAUGAAACGGUGCCCGCCAGGUAUAUGGCCUUCUCACAAAAGGUAUAUAGAGUACAUGUGUGACAUGAUGGCAGAGGAGCCAAUCAUUCCCCACAGCAAGCCUAUCCUUAUUAGGGCUAUAACCAUGACACCAGUACCUCUGUUCAGCAAACAACGCAAUGGUUGCAGACCAUUUUGUGAAGUUUAUGUGGGGGAUGAGAGAGUAGCAACAACAUCUCAAGAGUAUGAUAAAAUGAGAGACUUUAGAAAUGAAGAUGGCAAAGCUGAAAUUCCUUUAAAUGUUACUGUGCAAGGGGAUGUCCUGAUUGUUAUCUAUCAUGCACGGUCUACACUUGGCGGCAGAUUGCAAGCAAAGAUGACCUCAAUGAAAAUGUUCCAGAUUCAGUUCCAUACAGGGUUUGUGCCACGAAAUGCUACAACAGUAAAGUUUGCAAAGUAUGAUCUAGAUGCUUGUGACAUCCAAGAAAAAUAUCCUGAUCUUUUCCAAGUAAACCUAGAGGUUGAGGUUUCUUCCCGUGAUAAACAAGCAACCAGCAGCCCUCCAUGGGAGAAUAUAAACACAAAGCGUUUAAAUCCCAAGAUCCUUUUUUCCAGCAGAGAGGAACAACAGGAAAUGCUGUCUAAAUUUGGCAAACCUGAACUACCCAGGCAACCAGGAUCAACAGCACAAUAUGAAGGAGACAUAAACAUAGAGAAACCUUCCCCAGACCUGUCAGACUCUGAAACACUCCAGAAAAAUAACUUUUUUCAAACACUCGACUGGCAAGAUCAAUCGGGAGUAAGAAAUGCUCAGAUUGGUGACCAAGAAAAUGUGGCUAAGGAGGAUUAUGAAAAUGAAUACUUAAGUGAUUCGAAAAGUGAGGCAUCUGAUGAAGAAUUUUACUCAUUUCCUCAAGGAAACAGGGGAAUAAGAUGUGAAGAAAAUGGGCCUGCUGUCGGGACAGAUGAUUCAGUAGCCAGAGAGGUACUGUUUGAGGCCAAUAAGGAUACUCAGUCUACAGAACAGGGACCUCCUGUUGAAGAGGAAGUUGAUUUACUUGGACUUAAUCCAGCAACAAAUAAAGUAGACACUAAUACCGUGCCCUCCGAAAUAAAGAAUUCCUCCAGUAACAUAGCAUUAUUAGACGAUCUUUUUUCAGAUAGCUUGUCUGGCACUGCUGACAAUGUAAAAACAGACUUUAUAGGACAUGACUUGCUAGGAAAUAGAGGUGACUUCUACUUCAUUGGACCUCCUCAAACCUCUGUAGAAUCAUCAAGCAACUCAUUUGACAUUCCAUUUUCUUCUUCUGAUCCUUUUGACCCAUUUGCAAUGUCUACGUCAGAAAAUAAAUCAAGUGGCCCUGAUCUUUUCGAAGGACUUGUCAGCCCAAACUCUGCAUCAACUCCAAAUGUAUAUCCUUCAGUACAAAGUGCAGCACCUCCUACCUCAAAUAUUGAUUUCCUAAACUUGGAUAAUCUACCAACACGUCAAUCAAAAAUAGUUUCUUCUGCAAGCAAUCCAGAUCUAUUAGGUGGUUGGUCUUCUUGGGAAGAAACAUCUAAGAGCAGCAAUGUUUUUCUUCCCAAACUUAAUAAACCAGCUUUUGAAGGUCCUGCAUAUUCUUCUACCAGUCACUUAAGUACAUCUUCAAGUUCAUCUUUCAGCCAGACAAAGUCUUCAGGUUUUGACCCUUUUGCUGAUCUUGAUAAUCUCAGUUCAUCCCUGCAAGGCUCCUCAACACAAUUCCCUUCUCAAUCCACUGAAAAAUCUGCACAGAAAGUCAGUAAUUCAUGGCAGUCUGUAAAACAACCAGCUAAACCACAGACUGGUGGUAAUCCAUGGCAAUCACAGGCUAAGCCUGCUACACAGUCAAAACCUAACUACACUGCAAACUUUAGUGUGAUCGGAGGGAGAGAAGAAAGAGGUAUCAGAGCUCCAGGUUUUGGACUAAAGCCAAAAGUUUCUGAAAGUGAUUUUGGGGAUUUGUUAUCCAAUCAUGGGUUUUCAGCAAAAACAGAUAGGGGAGGGCCAAAAACCAUUGCAGAAAUGAGAAGACACGAGCUGACAAAGGACACAGAUCCUCUGAAAUUAAAGAUUUUAGAUUGGAUUGAAGGCAAAGAAAGAAAUAUAAGGGCACUGAUAUCCACACUUCACACUGUUUUAUGGGAAGGGGAAUCUAAAUGGAAACCUGUCAACAUGGCUGAAUUAGUCACUCCUGAUCAAGUAAAGAAAUAUUACCGGAAAGCAGUGCUUGUGGUCCAUCCAGACAAGGCUACUGGGCAGCCCUAUGAACAAUAUGCCAAAAUGAUCUUCAUGGAACUAAAUGAUGCCUGGUCAGAAUUUGAAAAUCAAGGAUCAAGAUCCCUUUUUUAGAAACAUGGCACAUAUAAGAUUUGCGUCUUCUUUGGUGUAACUGACUGUUAGUCUAUCAUCAUAUAAGUACACCUCCAACCUAAACCUGUUGCGUAAAGCAAAAAAAAA